Molecule: messenger RNA, 447 nt
Organism: Wyeomyia smithii (pitcher-plant mosquito)
Lineage: Eukaryota; Metazoa; Arthropoda; Insecta; Diptera; Culicidae
Product: keratin-associated protein 19-2-like
Exons: 1
Coding region: 1-447 (148 amino acids)
Source: RefSeq, a predicted model, not a curated record
AUGGAUCGGGUAGUGAUAUUGUGUGCUUUAGUAGCGCUUAGCGCUAGUGGCGUAUAUUCCGUUCCGGUACAGGAUGCGACCAUUGUUGCCACACCGGAGGAAGCGAAGGUUACCGCUAGUGUUGAUAAAGACGCAAGCUUGCAAGCCGCGAGAGCCAAACGGCAUUUCGACUUCGGAGGGAUCGGUAUUGGCGUUGGCUUGAUUGGUACAGGAUUUGGCUUUGGAGGGGGUCCUUACGGAUAUUUCCCUCCACCUCCACCGCCGCCUCCUUUUUAUGGCGGUUUCGGUCCGUUCGGUGGUUACGGAUCAUAUGGAUCAUAUGGAUCGUACGGCUCAUACGGGUCGUAUGGCGGGUAUGGACCUUACGGAGGAUUUGGUGUUCCGUACGGUGGAUACGGAGGAGGAUAUCAGUAUGGAUACGGUUCUGGAUUUGGAGUGUUUGGUUAA